Molecule: messenger RNA, 11978 nt
Organism: Galleria mellonella (greater wax moth)
Lineage: Eukaryota; Metazoa; Arthropoda; Insecta; Lepidoptera; Pyralidae
Gene: Rme-8
Product: dnaJ homolog subfamily C member 13
Exons: 38
Coding region: 145-6840 (2231 amino acids)
Biological process (GO): endosome organization; regulation of early endosome to late endosome transport; receptor-mediated endocytosis
Cellular component (GO): endosome membrane
Source: RefSeq, a predicted model, not a curated record
CAUAUUGUUAGAAUGAUUGGUCGGCCUGUCUGAACUUCCCUUGUUCUAAUUAUUUGGAUUAUUUUUAUAAAAUAUGUGGCUUUUAGUAGAUAGUAGCUGAAAUUACUAAAGCAUUAAUAUCUACCUACAUUUUGCAAUGCCAAGAUGAUUCCAUUAAAGGAUAACCUAGAUGUGGCCUCCUUCUUGGUCACAAAACACUCCUGGAAGGGCAAAUACAAGAGAGUGUUUUCUGUGGGGACACAUGGCAUAACCACAUACAACCCUGACCGUUUGGAGGUGACUAACAAAUGGCUAUACUCCGAUGUAAUCACAGUUGCAUCGGCUAAACACUCCAAUUCUGCUGCCAACCAUGAUUUUACCCUAAUCAUGAAGAAGGAUAAGAAAGUGGAUAAUAUGAAGUUCUCUUCGGAACACAAAUGUUUAAUUUUAACAGAAGCUUUCAAAUAUAGGCAUUUAUUUGCUGAGAAGCCUAAGGAUGUAUUAAGAUAUCAGGCCUACAAACACCACUGGAGUGGCACUCGCCUUCCUGUAGUCCUUGAAGUUGGCCCAUGUGCAUUAGAGCAGUUGGAUCCCUCCACACACACCCUGUUAGCUAGUUAUCCAUACUGCGAUAUACAAGGAAUACUCCAAGUUAGAGAUGUACCAGGUGGAUUUGUCUUGGCCGUCGGUGGUUACAGCAGAUUGCAUCUAUUCUCGAAUGCUAUGGAUCAUCAGAUUAUUAUAAAUAAGAUGCUCGAAAUGGCUAAUUUGAUGUUGAGUAUCAGCAUCAAGGUGUUAUCUGCCACAAUAACAUUAGAUGAUUACCAUGAUCAAAGAUUUGGAAAAUAUAGUGGUGAUCAACAUCAGACAUCACUAAGCGAGUUCAUAGUCCAUAAAGUGAAUCCUGCGCGGCACAUGGAGCCGAUGCGCCGUACCCUCUGCCUUUCUGACACUUGCAUACUGGAAAGAGACCCACAGACAUAUUCAGUGGUGUGUCUUCGACCUUUGAGUGAUGUUUUUGCUUUGGUAAGAGAUCCAGAACACCCACAAAAGUUCUCUAUUGAAUAUCUCAAUGGUCAGACAAGAACUUAUAUGGCCGGUGAAAGGGACGCGCUGCUGGCGUCGCUGCUGGACGGCGUGCGGUCGGCCGGGCAGCGAGACGUGCACGUGCGGUCGUCGCCCACGCCGCGCGGCUACCGGCUUGGCCCGCUGCACCAGGCCGUCGACGAGGAGACCGAGUCCAACCACUUGCGGUUAUUCCAGAAUCCUGUAGGCAUGUGUCGUGCAGAAGUGAUCGAGCGAUUUAACGCUAACGUGGGAUACAGCGGCCUGAUCUACUCCGUCAGCCAGGAUCGUUUGUUCGCGGAGAAUAAAGAGAAGCUUAUAACUGGUGCGCUGAGUGCGCUGGUGAACAGCGCUGCCUCGGGCGGGACGCUGCCGCCGCGCGAGCUGGAGGCGCAGUUCCAUGCGCUGCGGAGGCUCUGCGCGAGUAAAGUAGGCUUCGCCGCCUUCACCGCGCUGCCCGGUUUCCGCGAGUGGGUGGGCAGCGCGGUGGUGGGCGCGCUGCGUCGCGGGUCGGCGGCGUGCAGCCACGCGGCGCUGGACGCGGUGUGCGCGCUCAUGCAGCCCAUGCACCAGGAGCCCGACCUGCGCCAGGAGCAGCUCAACAAGGCCAGCAUGCUCUCCUCCGCCGCCUUCCUCGACGGCCUGCUCACCAUGUGGGCCGACCAUGUGACGUCGGGCAGCGGUGCGCUGGUGGUGGCGGCCAUGCUCGACUUCCUCACGUUCGCUCUGUGCGUGCCGUACAGCGAGACCACCGACGGCAAGCAGUUCGACCAGCUGCUUGAAAUGGUCGCCAAUAAGGGACGGGUUCUUUUCAAGUUGUUCGAGCACCCGUCGAUGGCGAUAGUGAAGGGCGCGGGGCUGGUGAUGCGCGCGCUGGUGGAGGAGGGCGGCGGCGCGGUGGGCGCGCGCAUGCAGGCGCUGGCGCUGGCCGAGGCCGCGCUGCCGCGCCACCUGCUGGCCGCGCUGUUCGCGCCCGCGCGCCUGCACCACCGCCACCUCGCGCGCCACCUCGUCGCGCUCUGGCUCGUCGGCCACGCGCCCGCGCACGACCUGCUGCGCCGCAUCAUGCCGUCGGGGCUGCUGGCGUUCCUGGAGUCGGCGGAGGCGCCGCCGGCGGGCGCGCUGGCGGAGGAGCGCGAGCAGCAGCGCGACAACCUGCAGCUGGCGCAGGCCGCCGGCCGCCAGCGCGCGCCGCACUGGCAGGCGCUCGAGCGCCAGGUCAAGUACGUCGAGAAGCACCUCGAGCACUACGCAGCACUAGCGCUACAGCACUGGGCGCAGCGGAUGGGCAGCGCGGCGGGUGGCACGGGGGGCGCGGCGGGGGCGGGCGGGGCGCGGGAAGUCCGCGACCGGCCCGUAGUGCUCCGCCGCCGCCGCGAGAGGCUCAAGUCCACCGCCAACUGGCCGUUAUUUUACUAUCAGUUCCACCGCGACCACGCCUUGCCUAACCUCAUAUGGAAUCAUACCACACGUGAGGAGCUACGCAAUGCACUCGAGAACGAGGUGCGCGCAUUCACUUUGGAUCGAGAGGCGGCCGGCUCCACGCUCACGUCGUGGAACCACGCCGAGCUGGAGCUGCACUACCAGUGCCUCCAGAACGAGGUCAAGAUCGGCGAUUACUACUUGAGGAUACUGCUCGAGCAGCGGGACAACGACGACAGCCCUAUUAGGAAGUCAUACGAGUUCUUCAAUGACUUAUAUCAUCGGUUCUUGUCCACACCCAAAGUGGAGAUGAAGUGCAUGUGUCUACAGGCCAUGACUAUUGUCUAUGGGCGGUACUAUGAAGAUAUUGGACCAUUUGCCGAUACCAAAUACAUUGUACAAAUGUUAGAUAGGACAUGUGAUAGAAUGGAGAGAGAUAGAUUUGUACAGUUCCUAGCUAAACUAAUUUUACAUAGAAGAAAUGUUAGUGAGAUAUUAGAAUGGAAUGGUAUUAGGAUAUUGGUGGAGCUGAUGACGCUGGCCCAUCUGCACACCUCCCGGGCCACUGUGCCCGCGCAGAGCAACGUCAUCGACGGCCCCACCGCCAGCGGCGGCGACCGCGAGUGGUACUACAACCUCGAGCGGGGGGACAAGCUGCAGCGCGUUGGACCUGUUUCCUUUCAGCAGCUCAAAGAACUUUACAAGUCUGGAGAGAUAAACAACAAGACGAAAUGCUGGGCCAAUAGCAUGGAGGGCUGGCGGGCGCUGGCGAGCGUGCCGCAGCUGAAGUGGAGCCUGGCGGCGCGCGGGCCCGCCGUGCUGGACGAGAGCGCGCUCGCCGCCACCGUGCUCGACCUGCUCAUCGCCUGCGCCAGAUACUACCCCAGCAGAGAUGAAGAGGAUGCAGUGAUAAGACCUUUGCCAAAAAUCAAACGGAUGCUCUCCGAACCUGCAUGUUUAGCGCACGUCGUGCAGUUGUUGCUUACCUUCGAUCCCAUACUUGUUGAAAAGGUGGCAACAUUGUUGUAUGAGGUGAUGCAAGACAAUCCAGAAAUUUCGAAACUGUAUUUGACUGGUGUAUUUUACUUUAUGCUCUUAUACACCGGCUCGAACUUGCUGCCUAUCGCGAGGUUCCUGCGGCUGACGCAUAUGAAACAGGCGUUUAGAGCUGAUCAAUCGAGUUCAGACAUAAUGCAGAGGUCAAUACUGGGACAGUUGUUGCCGGAAGCGAUGGUGUGUUACUUGGAAAACCACGGCGCGGAGAAGUUUGCGCAAAUAUUCCUCGGCGAAUGGGACACGCCUGAGGCCAUAUGGAACUCUGAGAUGAGGCGGAUCCUAAUAAUGAAGGUGGCGGCGCACAUCGGCGAGUUCACGCCGCGGCUGCGCGCGCACAUCGCGGCGCGCUACCCGUACCUGGCCGUGCCGGCCGUGUGCUACCCGCAGCUGCAGCACGAGCUCUUCUGCAACAUGUUCUACCUGCGCCACCUCUGCGACACGCAGCGUUUCCCCGACUGGCCCAUACCUGAUCCCGUGCGUCUACUGAAAGACGUGCUGGAGGCGUGGCGGCGCGAGGUGGAGAAGAAGCCGCCGUCGAUGACCGCGAGCGAGGCGUACGCGGCGCUGGGGCUGGAGGGCGCGGGCCAGCACGACGAGGCCGCCGUCCGCAAGGCCUACUAUCGCCUUGCGCAGCAGUACCAUCCCGACAAGAACCCCGAUGGUCGGGACCGUUUCGAAGCAGUGAAUCAAGCUUACGAAUUCCUUUGUAGCAGAAACGUGUGGACCGGUGACGGGCCGAACACCAACAACAUUGUGUUGAUAUUACGCACACAGACUAUAUUGUUUAAGAGAUAUUCAGACGUGCUGGCGCCGUAUAAGUACGCAGGGUACCCGAUGCUGUUACGCACGGCGCGACUGGAAGCGGGGGCGGAUUCUCUGUUCUCGGGCGGCGCGGGGGCGGGUGCGGGUGCGGGGGCGGGGGCGGGCGCGGGCGCGGCGCUGCUGCCGGCCGCCUGCGAGCUGGCGCACGCUACUGUCGCUUGUUCCGCGCUCAAUGCUGAGGAGUUGCGUCGCGAGGGAGGCUUGCAGGUGCUACACGAGGCGAUGUCGCGGUGCGUGCCGGUGCUGUCGAGCAGCACGGCCGCGGACGACCUCUGCGCGGCGGUGUGCGCACACGCAGCUCGCUGCUUCGCCGUCGCGGCACGGUUCGAGGCGUGCCGGGAGGUCUGCGCGGACAUGCCCAACCUCUGCCUCGAUAUAGUGCCGCUGCUGCGGAGACCGCACCUGGGCGACACGGCGUGCGCGGGCGCGGAGGCGGCGGGCGCGCUGGCGGCGGACGGCGCGUGCCGCGGCUCGCUGGCCCGCGCCGGCGCGCUGCACGCGCUGCUGCCGCCCGCGCUGCGCUACGACUACACGCUCGCCGAGUCGGGCGUCGACACCGACGCGCACGCCAACAAGCAGGAGGUGGCCAAUCAGCUGGCGAAGGAAUGCGUUCGUGCGCUAUCAGCGAUGUAUGGUCCACACCCUGAGCCCGGGCCUGCUGAUGAGAGAAUCCGCUCCGCACUGCACACGCUGCUCACACCGUACCUCUGCUCGAAACUCUCGCAAGAGGACACGCACGAGCUCCUAAAAACAUUGACCUCAAACUGGCGCAACCCGUACCUAGUGUGGGACAAUAGUACUCGUGCAGAGCUACGCGAUGUGCUACGUGACACGAGGUCACUGAUGGACGAUGAGGCGCCUCUCGUGGCGCCGUUCGUGUACACUGCGCACCAGGGGCUCGUCUCCGUCGGUGGUGUCUACAUCGACAUAUAUAACGAGCAGCCUGAUUUCCCUAUAGAGAAUGCUCAGCAGUUCAUACUGGACUUGUUGAAGUUCCUACAAGUACAAACGAAGAUGGACAUGACGAGCGAGCGAGUUGACAACCUCACGUUAGCACUCACCGCCAUCGCUAAUGUCAUUAUAAAGCAUCCAGGGUCGGAGAUCCAGUGUAUCGGGCAGUUCGGAUUGAUAUUCGGGCUGCUGUCGGCGCGUGCGCAGCCCGCGCUGCAGGCGGCGGCGCUGCGCGCGGCGCGGGCGGCGGCGGGCAGCCGCGAGUGCGUGGAGGACGUGGCCGCGUCGGGCGUACUGGGCCACCUGCUGGCGCUGCUGGCCGCGCGCGCGCCCGGCAGCGACGUGCUCGCCGCGCUGGCCACGCUCGCCGCGCUGCUCGCCAACACCGCGCUCGUCAAGGAGGCGCUCGCCAAAGGUGCUGUGAUAUAUCUUUUGGACUUGUUCUGUAAUAGUAAAAUACCGGAGGCGAGAGAGGCUUCAGUGGACUUGUUAGCGCGGAUGAUGGCAGACAAAUUGCACGGUCCCAAGGUGCGGCUGACGGUGUGCCGGUACGUGCCGGGCGUGUUCGCGGAGGCGAUGCGCGAGGCGGGCGCGGCGCAGGCGCUGCACAUGUUCGACGCGCAGCACGAGCACCCCGAGCUGGUGUGGGCCGACGACCAGCGCCGCCGCGUCGCCGCGCACCUCGCGCAGCUCAGGGACAGGCACCAAUCGGACCAACUGCGAGAUCCAAAUAUAAUAUUCGAGGAUCGUGAAACUUUGGAACGCAUGUCGGCCGGCGAGGAGACAUGGGCUCCACCUGGCGAAGUGGUAGUGGGCGGCGUCUACCUUAAACUGUAUCUACAAAACCCGCAGUGGAAUCUACGCAGCCCCAAGCGCUUCCUGCAGGAACUACUUACUGAAACAUUCGCAUCGCUCAAUAAGGACUCUUCAGAGGGCGGGCGCGGCGAGGUGUGCGCGCAGGCGCUGGCGGUGCUGGUGCGCACGCGGCCGCAGCUGGGCGAGCAGUGCGCCACGCUGGGCGAGCUGCCGCGCCUGGCGCGCCUGCUGCCCGCGCGCCCGCUGCACGCCGUGCCGCUGCUGGCCGCGCUCGCGCACACGCAGGCGUGCGUGAUGGCGUUAACGCAGAUUGAGUUGAUGCCCGGCCUGAAGACGGCGAUCAAGUCGUGUCGGGAGAUAGUGGGCAGCGCGUGUGAAGCGCUCGGCUCCAUAUUCAACAGCAACGUCAACACGGACCGAUUAGUUUUACAGGCGCUGGAGUGCGACCUGGUGGGCGAGCUGCUGGCGCUGCUGGAGUCGCGGCUGGAGGGGCAGGCGGCGGCGCGGCUGGUGGGCGCUCUCAAGGCCAUGUCGCGCUCGGCCGCGCACGGCGACCGCGUGCGGCAGCUGCUGCAGCGCAGCCGCGUCUGGGACCAGUACGCCGCCCAGCGGCACGACCUCUUCAUCUCCGCGCCGCAGCACGCCUCGCUCGCAGGUGUGCCCCACACUGCUGGUUAUUUAACAGCUCCACCGGUGGAUAUUCCUGCACAGCCGCCACCGAUAGACUGAUUUCCAGUCGGCUCUGGCUGACUGCAUACUCGUAACGCGAAGUCAUACUACGCGUAUCUCGCACACCACUCGACUGACAUAUAUGUAACUCUAACUCCGUAUGUAUAUUAUAUAUAUAGUGGGAUCGAACUAAAAAUUGGAUUGUUUUUCCAUCAUAUUGCAAUAUCUUAGCUGUCAAAAUCAUUUUUAAAUUCUUGAUGCAGAAAAAAUACAAAUUAAAUUUUACUUGUCAAUUUAUUAUUUCAACAUAACAAUUACGUUAUUGGCGUUUCUAUUCUUAUGUUGAUCGUAUUGUCUCCAUUCGAAUUUUAAAAAUAAAUUGUGAAAAAAAAAAAUCGAACUGAAAUGAAAAUGAACUGAAUGCGAUAAUGAUUCUUAUACACAGGGGCUGUUGAGUUUGUUUUCUAUUUUUCAGUCCUACUAAUAUUGAUAUAAUAGUGCUGUGUAAUUAUUGUAAAAUUGUUUUAAAAAUUAUCGUCACAUGACAAAUAUAAGUAAUAAAAUUUGGCCGCUACAAAUAAAGUGUAUUUAAUUAUUUUGAAGUGGUAAACUUAAAUGUCUAAUUAUAAAGUUUAGUCUUUUUUUUAAUAAAUGUGUUUAUAUCAAAAUGAUAGUAUUGUAAAUCAACAAAUAUAACCUUCCAGUGAAGUGUAUAAUAAUAUAUUGAGAUACUAAUUGUCUUUAUUAACAUAAGAUAUCUUUAAGUUAAAACGUACAUGAAUAUGGCGCACUAUUGUGGUGAUAUUGAUAUAUCACGUGAGAUAAUUACUGUAUGUAUAUAUAUAUAAUAAAUAGCUUUGUCUGUCAAAUCGUAACAAGGCGUUAUAAUCAGCAGUGGCCUAUUUUCUAUGUGUCCAGUUACAGAAGUAUCUGUAAAAUAGCUAUACUAUAUUAGUGCUAUAAAAUGUAAUGUGGGCAUCGAUAUACAAGAAACACAAGAUGUGUAAAAAAAUAAUAAUACUGGAACGCACUCAACCAAAUGAUGUACUCGUUUCUAAUCAGUUUAUUGAUGUUUGUUGUACAUUACUAAUCUAUUUACGUAGUAUAAAAAUAGGUAUAAUAUCUGAAAAGACACCUAUUUUAUAUUUUCGAUAAGUAUUUUGCUCCUCUUUUUAAGUAUUAUGGCUUUUACCAUAAAAGUAUUCACCUUUCAUACAUAAUGUGUAAUAUAUAGCAGUAUCUAUGUAUUGUAGAUACAAUAUCUAUAUAUUGACUCAAUAACACAUAUUAAAAUAUCGGUUAUUCAAUAUAUAAUUACAAAAUUAGGAACCCAAUCGAAAUUUAUAUAGAUAGGGCUAUAUAGGAACAGGUGAUAUUUGUUCUCCGGCAUCAAUAAGUAGAAAAAUCCAAUACAUAGAUAUCGGAACGAUACUGAUAUUAUGUAUGCCUAAUAAUGACUAUAGUUGUAUAUAAAUUGGUGACACUAAACGUCAACGGUAUACGCGAUCCGAAUAUUGUGUUUUUUGUAUAUUAAACAAUACACUUACGAAGCACUUUCCUAAGCACCAACAGGUUUUACGCCACUGAUAAAUCAGUACUUAUGAGAAUGUAUAAAAUAUACUUGUAUAUCGAAGAUCCAUUUUAUAGUAGUUUAUAGUUCAUUGUAAUAUAGGUAAAUUUCAGUUACAUUGAUUUAUCGAGCACCUAUCGAUUUAAUUAAGUAUUAUCAGCCAAAGCUCCGUCUGUGGUUUCUCGUUGUAGGUGUGUAUAAAGUAUGAUCUCCUUGGAAAUAAAUACAACAACUUAUAUGUAAUAUUCCUAUAUAAAUUAGACAUAAGUUUUUCUAUUCAUUCACACUUUUGUAUGAAUAUAGGUUAAAGGGUUGACCCGGAGUUUGGGACUAAUACUCGAUUGUUUCUUUAUAAGUUAUUAAAGAUAUAUAUAUAGAUAUAAAUAUACCUAAAUAUCAUCAGUGUUCUUAUAUUAAAUUGUUACUAAGUAUUCCUAAAGCUUAAUAUACAUUACACACUAGUGGCAUGAAAUUCGUUUCGUAACUAUAAUUUUAGCAAUUUCAUUAUGUACAUCUCUAAUUUUGGUUUUAAUUACGUGUUUCCUCUAAGGGUAAGUGAUAUAUAGAAAUAUCUAUUUAUUUUAGUUACAAUAUCUAUAUAUUGGUCUCAUAACGAUAAUGUUAAAAGUCUGUUGUCCAAAAAAUAACAUUGGAUAACAGACUUAACAUAUUCGAAAAUAGAUAUCCGACCGACAUAUUGGCAAUAUCGAAAUGGGAUGAUGAUAACUUUUUCCGCCAUCAAUGUACAGAGUAGUCCAAUAUAUAGAUAUUGCUACUAUAUCCAUAUUACCCAUACCUAGUUCCCUAUGAUUUCUCUGUCAUACAAUCACUUACAUCGUGUAAACGUUGUGUUAAAACUUGUAUCAGGAGAGCCUACAUCUUGACGGGGUUUCAAUGAUUCUGUACAUUCACAUGUUAGUCUCAAAUGAUCGAGUCUAUUGAAUUAAAUUUUUGAAAAUUUAUUUUUAUCACGCAUGAAACUAGUUUCGUAAUGUAAAUUCGGCUAUAGCAUUUUGUCUUUUUUAUUUAUUCAUAUUUUAAAUUACACGAUAAUUUUCAUUAGGUGUGCAUCCAUAAUGCGAAUUCAUACUUUCUUUAAACGUUUUUAAAGCCCGUGCUACGCGAUAUCAAUUUUGUCAUCAAGAAGAUUUGGUUUUUCUUUUGUUAUCUUGUAUCAGUGUAUGAAGUACGUAUUGUGAUGUAUUUCUAUAAAAGUAACUCUCUCAUUAUUUUAUUCAUAGAAUAUUCAUAUAAAAUUUAGUUUAUAUUUCGCUAAUUUUGAAUAGUGUAACGAUUUUGAAUUGAUUAAUUUGUAACAAGUUAAUAUGGUUAAAAUUACUAUUGGCCACUUAUGAUCUUGCCAUUGCUUUCUUUCGGUUUGAUAUAUGUUUAUUGAGACUGGUAACAUUUGGAGAUGAAAUGAUGUGAAAGUUGUUGCAUUUCUUUGGAUAUACAAACGAUGUGUUUGUAAUUAGAACUAAUAGGUAAUAUAAUUUGUUUCCAUUCAAUUUGUGAAUGAUGCAAUGUAAGGAAUUAUUUUUAUCAAGUUUCUUGGAUUAAAUGUGUAUAAUAUUUUUGAAAGUAGCGUUAUGAUGUUAGGUUCAUAUCGAUUUAGACUUUUUUUUAUUAAUUUUUUUUUAUAUAUUUUUUUUAUAAGACUAUCGAUUAGUAAACAAUGCGGUAAGCAACAUACGCCAUACGUUUUGAUAGUGUGGGAUAGAUAUAUUACGAUUUCGCUCCAUUACGUAGUUUCAGUGCACAAACGGGAUAAGAUUUGUUAUUUUCUCAAAUUGAUUUGAAACAGAUUUUAAAAAAGAAUGAUUGAAAAUUUUAUAAUGUUUAUAUGGAUAUAUGGAGUGUUUCUCUAUUAGGUACAUAUAUUAUCGAAAUUGUCCUCCUUUAGACGAAUGAUAGACGAAUCCAUUUUAUAGUGAAAACGUAUCUAGUUUUCACUACCGCGCGCAUUAGAAAGAAGAACAUGCCGGAUAUUGCUAUCUCGUUCAAUCCCAUGUAAGCGGUAGUGACGGGGAUCUAUCAAUAGAUUCGUUUGGUAUUUAUCUACAGAAUUGAUUGUCCGAUAAUUACCUUUAUUUAUAUUAUUUUUGUUUCCGAAACAAUGUAUCUCUUCACGAUGCAGGUAUUAACUAAAACUUGGAAAUUUAUGGUUAGGUAACCUUCGCCAUUAUGAAGUUGGGGCCUAAAUAAUGUAACUCAAUUAUUGUUUAAAUAUAAUGUGUGUUUAAUUAUUACGGUAAUUAUUUUUAAUUGUAACGAUCUUGCCGUGUCCUCUAUUCUUGGUUAGAACUCAGGAGGCUUAUUCCAAAUUUGAAUUUUUAAAUUUCCUACUCAUAUUUUUAAUGUAUGUAAUGAUAAUAAGUACAUUUUUAGUUACACUAAAAGACAAGACAACGAGCGGAGAACACAUGAAGCUGGUAUAAACAUAAGUACAUACUGAUAUGUGACACGGAAUAUACUCAGUGCUUCAACAUUUGUACUUAUAAAUCACAUAAAGUAUGCAGAUGAAUGGCGUCUUUAAUUCUAAUAGAUUUGAGAAAAGUUAUAGAUACAGCUAGUGAAUUCAUUCUCACGUUACAACUAAAUGGUCGCGAACAAUUUGGUUUCACAGGAGUUUCCUUUCGCAAACGCUCAGGCUGUGGAAUGAGCUUCCUGUCGAGGUAUUCCUUAGAGACUACAGUGUGGGAUCCUUCAAAAAAGGUAUUUUAAAUUUCAAGGCAAAGCGGAAUUAAGCAAUAAUCCUAGUGUUGCAGAUAUUCAUAGGCUACAGUGACCGUUUCCAAUCAAAUGGGCUGUACAAGCGUACCACCUUUGCCACCUUUAUGGCAUUAAAAAGAAAUUAUGAGGUUUUUUGUAAAUUUCUCUCGACUGCGCUUAUCUAUAUAAUUUGGAAAGUCGUUUAGCCCGUGGAUGGCGUCUAAUCAUCAAAUUGGAUAUAAAAUUACGGAGUAGGCUUUAUAAUUGCUAAACGAUUUUUUAAGAUCUCUAUGUUCAGAUUCUGGGUCGUAUCUAGUACCUAGUUCACUAACCAAUUGCCCACUAAGUACAUAAGUUUCCUAGUUUGUGAACGAAGUAAUGUGUUUGUUUAAUUGUCUGGCACUAACUAUUGUUAUUUAAUCGUAAAUUACUAACCUCGAUGUUAUUCCAUAUUUAAAAAAUAGCUAAGUCUGAUAGAACUCGAUCGUUUAGUGUGAUAUUGUUUUAGUAUAUCUUUUUUUUUUGAUUUCUUCAGUCAUAUCAUAGUGUAAGCCGUCUACUGAGUUAUUACGUUUUACCAAUAAAUAUGAUUUGCUCAUACGAGUACGUCCUAACAUUUUGGUAUGAAGUAUUUUGGAAGGAUUUUUAUUAUCGUGUGUUCAUAACUUUAUUGUAUAUUUUGGUUUUGUGUAUUGGUCAAUUUCCUUGUAAUAUAAGUGGUAACUGUAACGUUUAUAAAUUAUAAAGGUAGGAACACACGAUAGUCUGAAAUGGAUAGUCUUAGAUGGCGAACAUUAAAGAUUUGAAUGUGAAAUCGAAGUGAUGCAUAUGAAUAUUUUUAUAUUUAGUAAUAAGUUUAAAUUUUUAAAUUGUACAAUAUAAGUAUAAAGAUAAUAUAACGUGAUCAUAUUAUUGU